UAUUGCGUGCUUUUAUGUUCAGGUUUGGGUUGAUAUACUACAUCUAGGUGCAACUGGUGCAACUGUUUUGUUAUGCCUUUCGGCUCACACUGAAGAUUGCAUAGAAAUCUUGUUAAUUUUGGUCUAAGGCAGUUGACCUGGUUCUUUCCUCUGUUCGGACUCUAAGGGACGCUGUUGAUCAGGAAAACAGAGGGUUGUUUCUGUGACAGAGGAGAGAAAGAGGAGAGGUUGAACACACUUCAUAUAAGGAGGCGUUCGAGAGAAAUUCUGUCGCAGUAAAAGGACGUUUUUGAUUUCACCCGAGCUAUUUACUGAGUAUACGAGCAGCUGUGUGGAACUGGAUAGUAGAUUGCGUUUCCGUGUGUGGCUGACUGAACUAUUUUACAGUUAAAAUCAGGAUUUUUCUCUGAACAACAUGGGAGUACUCCAGCAGCGAUGCAGAAAAUGGCUGUUGUGCUGGACACCAACAUGGCAUCUGCUGAUUUUCUUCUUGAUGAUUUUCACCGUCAGUGGCCAGAUCCGAUAUUCAGUACCGGAGGAGAUGAAGAAAGGCGCCCUCAUCGGUAAUGUGGCACAGGACCUUGGUUUGGAUCUAACAAGGCUCCGUUCAGGCCGGGCCCGUAUCGUGAGCGGAGAAACCAGUCAGUACACCGAGCUGAGGGCAGACAAAGGGAUUCUAGUGGUGAAUGAGAGAAUAGACCGAGAGGAGCUUUGCGGAGAGGUAACACCGUGCAGCUUCAGCUUUGAGAUUAUUUUAGAGAAUCCGAUUGAACUGCACAGGAUAACGGUAGAAAUAUUAGACGUAAACGACCACGCACCAACAUUCAAAAAUAAAGUGAUUAAUUUAGAAAUUAGCGAGUCUGCUACCAUAGGAUCUCAUUUCGACUUAGAAAGUGCCUAUGAUCCUGAUGCGGGGAUUCACGGCUUACAAAAUUAUGUUUUGUCCCCUAAUGAUAAUUUUGCUUUGAAGCAACACUCCAACGCUGAUGGAAUUAGAUUCGCUGUCAUGAUUUUGCAGAAGCCGUUAGACAGAGAGUUGAACCCACACCUCUCUUUGAAGCUGAUAGCAGUAGACGGAGGAACGCCGCAGCGAUCUGGUACAGUAAAUAUAGAGAUCACUGUUCUUGAUGCAAAUGAUAAUCCUCCUGUGUUUAAUCAAUCACUGUACAAAGCCACUGUGGCAGAAAACGCCCCCUUAGGCACCUAUAUAACGACUGUGAAUGCUUCAGAUGCUGACAGUGGAUCGCAUGGCUUAGUUACAUACACGUUUUCUAAUGUCAAGGGGAAAUCUGCCGAAAAAUUCGAAAUUGACAGUGUCUCUGGCAGAAUCAUUGUUGUUGAUAAUAUCGAUUUCGAAAAAGACAAAAAAUUCGAAAUAAGAGUGAUCGCCAAAGACCAGGGUGGCUUAAGUGAUGCAACCAAAGUUGUCAUAGACGUUGUUGACAUAAAUGAUAAUGCGCCAGUUAUUAACAUAAUGUCAUUCUCCAACAUGAUUUCAGAGGAUGUCCCUCCUGGUUCAACAAUAGCUGUUUUUAAUGUUAAAGAUGCAGACUCCGAAAGAAAUGGUCAGAUAGCAUGCUCAUUAGAUUCCAAUCUCCCCUUUAAAAUACAGUCUUCCUUGACUGAUUAUUACAAUCUGCUCUCAGAUGUAGCCUUUGAUCGAGAAACGAAACCGGAAUACAACAUAACAAUAACUGCAACAGAUUCAGGGUCACCCCCACUUUCUACAACAACAACUUUACAGUUAAAAAUCUCUGAUGUAAAUGACAAUGCUCCACGCUUCACCAAACCGAAUUAUUCAGCUCAUGUUAUUGAAAAUAACUCCCCUGGGAUGUCAUUAUUCAGUAUGAGCGCCCGAGAUUCUGAUUGGAAUCAAAACGCAAGGAUCUCAUACUUUCUAGAGGACACGGAGGUCAGUGGCAGCCCAGUUUCUUCUUAUGUGUCCAUAAACUCUGAGACUGGAGUUAUACAUGCAGUGCGCUCUUUUGAUUAUGAGCAGAUUAAGCAGCUUGUAUUCACCGUCAGAGCGCAGGAUGGAGGCUCUCCUCCACUCAGCAGCAACGUGACAGUGAAAAUGAUGAUCCAGGACCAGAACGACAACCCUCCUCAGGUUCUGUAUCCAGUCCAGACUGGUGGCUCUGUGGUGGCUGAAAUGGUGCCUCGUUCAGCAGAUGUGGGCUAU
Messenger RNA from Stegastes partitus (bicolor damselfish), 2182 nucleotides. Its product is annotated as protocadherin gamma-A5-like. Gene Ontology annotation, cellular component: plasma membrane. The record is from RefSeq and is a predicted model, not a curated record. The transcript has a single exon. Gene Ontology annotation, molecular function: calcium ion binding. The annotation marks the transcript as partial. NCBI's taxonomy places the organism in Eukaryota, Metazoa, Chordata, Actinopteri, Pomacentridae. Gene Ontology annotation, biological process: homophilic cell-cell adhesion.